CACAUACACAGUCACUGAUAACUCACUCAGACACACUCGCUCUCACACAGAGACUUGGUCUAAAUGCGUACUCCUACAGGUGCUGAGAGAGGCAGGUGAAAACCAGGUGGAAAAGCUAACAGAAAUAGAGAGAGAAAAGAUAUUUGGGGACGAUGGAGCAGCAGGAGUUCAAGUUGGAUGACAGCAGAAAGCACAGGCAGUAGGCUGCCAACAUGGCCAUUCCCAGGGGACAUCUUCCUCCCUCUCCUUGGCCUCCUCUCUUCCUCCUCCUUCUCUUCCUCCUGCUCCUCAUCUCCUCCCCGCUCCCCCUGCAGGCACGGCCACUCCUCAUCCACCCGUCCAUCAACGUGGCGGUGGUGUUCAGCGGCUCGAGCUACCAGAACGAGGUCAGGGGUCGUCUCAGCGGGGAAAACUUUGUCGACCUGCCCGUGGUGGUCAGCCCAGUGACCGUGCUGGUCAACGACACUAACCCCCGUGACCUGCUGACACGCCUCUGCGAUACUAUGGCAAUGGAGCGGCUGCACGGCGUGGUGUUUGAGGACGAUGUGGGCUCUGGUGCCGACGCUCAGGUGGCAGAAGUGGCCCAGAUCCUGGACUUCCUCUCCACUCAGACAGCUCUGCCAAUCGUGGGCAUCAGUGGCGGCUCUGCAGUUGUCAUACCAUUCAAGGCUGAGGGAUCCUCCUUCCUGCAGAUGGGAGCAUCUCUGGAGCAGCAGAUCGUCUGCAUGUUCAAGCUCAUGGAGGAGUAUGACUGGGGGGAGUUUGCGGUGGUCACCAGCAUGCUGCCGGGCUAUGACACCUUUGUGGAUAUAGUUCAGUCCUACACAGAUACCUCCUACUUCAUGUGGAAUCUGCAGGAUAUCGUGUCUCUGGAGAUGUCCGUUGGGUCGAAUGACGCCAAGACGAAGCGCAUUCUGCAGCAGGUGGACUCGCAGGUCCUGCUGGCGUACUGCUCCUACGAGGAGGCGCAGUACUUGUUUCGACAGGCAGCGGAGGUGGGUCUGCUGGGCCCCGGCUACAUCUGGAUGCUCCCCAGCCAGGCCGUGGGCAACCCCGACAGCCCUCCACCUGCCGACUUCCCCAUCGGGGUUAUUGGCGUGAUUACGGACCAGUGGAGGAAGAGCUUGAGGCAGAGGGUGAGGGAGGGUGUUGCCAUCGUUGCUAAAGGCGCCGAGAGCUUCAAGAAGCAGUACGGGUUCAUUCCUGAGGGACACGGUGACUGCAACAAGCUGGCUAAACACUCAGACAACAUGACUCUGUUCAGGCACAUGCUGAAUGUGACGUGGGAGAGGAAAGAUCUGUCAUUCAACAACCAGGGCUUCCUCUCCAACCCGUCCAUGGUGAUCGUCGCUCUGGACCGGGAGAGGCUCUGGGACAAGGUGGGAACUUACGCCCGAGGGAUCCUUCAGGUCCGCUACCCGGUCUGGCCUCGGUACGGCAGCUUCCUGGAGCAGGUGUCCGAUGACCGCCACUUAACCGUGGCCACGCUGGAGGAGCAUCCCUUCGUUAUGGUGGAGAACGUGGACCCAGGCACCGGCACUUGUGUCCGCAACACGGUGCCCUGCAGGCGGCAGUCCAACUACACAGAGAGCAUUAUCGGCCACUCCGAGUCCUACACCAAGCUGUGCUGUAAGGGCUUCUGCAUAGACAUCCUGAAGAAACUGUCCCGCACCAUCAAGUUCUCCUAUGACCUCUACCUAGUCACAAACGGGAAACAUGGCAAGCUGGUCCGUGGGACUUGGAACGGCAUGAUUGGGGAGGUCUUUUACAGGCGAGCGGACAUGGCCAUCGGCUCUCUCACCAUCAACGAGGAGCGUUCGGAAAUCAUCGACUUCUCCGUGCCGUUCGUUGAGACCGGCAUCAGUGUCAUGGUCGCCCGCAGCAACGGGACCGUUUCCCCAUCUGCCUUUCUUGAGCCCUACAGCCCUGCGGUGUGGGUCAUGAUGUUCGUUAUGUGCCUGACCGUGGUGGCCGUGACAGUGUUUGUGUUUGAAUACUUCAGUCCAGUCGGCUACAACCGCAGUCUGGUCAGCGCCAAAACUACUGGAGGUCCAACAUUCACCAUCGGGAAGUCCGUGUGGCUGCUGUGGGGCAUCGUCUUCAACAACUCUGUCCCCAUUGAAAACCCCAAAGGAACAACCAGUAAGAUCAUGGUCCUGGUCUGGGCCUUCUUUGCCGUCAUCUUCCUGGCCUCUUACACUGCCAACUUGGCCGCCUUCAUGAUCCAGGAGCAAUAUAUCGACACAGUGUCUGGGCUCUCCGACAAGAAGUUCCAGAAACCGCACGAACAUUACCCACCUUUCCGCUUCGGGACGGUCCCAAACGGGAGCACGGAGAGGAACAUCCGCAGCAACUACCCCGACAUGCACACACACAUGAUGAAGUACAACCAGAAGGGGGUGGAAGAAGCUUUAGAAAGCCUCAAAACCGGGAAGCUGGACGCCUUCAUCUACGACGCUGCUGUUCUGAACUACAUGGCCGGGAAGGAUGAGGGCUGCAAGCUGGUGACCAUCGGCAGCGGGAAAGUGUUUGCCACCACGGGAUACGGCAUCGCUCUGCAGAAGGACUCCCGCUGGAAACGACACAUUGAUCUGGCGCUGCUGCAGUUCCUCGGAGACGGAGACACUCAGCGCCUGGAGACGGUGUGGCUGUCGGGCAUCUGCCAGAACGAGAAGAACGAAGUGAUGAGCAGCAAGCUGGACAUUGACAACAUGGCAGGCGUCUUCUACAUGCUGCUGGUGGCCAUGGGCCUCAGCCUGCUGGUCUUUGCCUGGGAACACCUGCUCUACUGGAAGCUGCGACACUCUCUCCACAAGUCUCACAAACUCGACUUCCUGUUGGCCAUCAGCAGGGGUAUUUACAGUUGUUUCAAUGGAGUGGAGGAACCCGGGCGUUCGUCUGGUUUGGCCAAACCUGACCUGACCUCCAACUACGCUCAAGCAAACAUGCUAAAGAUGCUUCGCACUGCCAAGGACCUGGUCUCCACUGCCAAUGUUGAGACCUCUCUGGACAACGCCACCAAGACCAUCGAGCAGCUGAGUCGUCAUGGCGGCAGCUUGCCUGUUCGUAUUCCACAAGUCGCAACGGAGGCCGUACCCGGAGGGUUUGCUUACAUCACUGAGAACCACUGCCCCCUGACCCCCCCUCUGACAGCUGUUACUCUGAAGCAGCAGAGGGGUAUGACCAGGCCCACACCACUGCGCUACACGCUCCCGACUCGCUCUACGUCAUGUCUGUACGACCGGCCGCUUCCUGUGUCCAGCCUCAGCAGCCCCCACCUGGCCGUGGGCGAGCCGCUCCCCCAUCAGCACCCACACCACUACCAGACCACAGGGAGGCUCUACGUAGACACCCACCCUCACUCUCCCUUCAUCCCGUACACCGACCUCCAACUACCGGACAUCUACGCCUCUCACCCGCACAUCGCUUCGCCUCAGAGUCAGCAAUUCCAAGCGGGCUUCUCCCGGCGGAAAAGGAGGUCCAAGAGCUUCCAGUGUGACGACGGGGACCUGGAGAGGAGAAAAUACAGGGACCAGGAGAAGAACGACAAGAGUCCCGUCUAUCUGAGCGAGCUCAAAGCCAACCACCUCCAAGACAACCACAUCUCCGCCCCCAGCGUUGAAAGCAUCUACUCCGGGGAGGGGAUGUGUCCUCGGGUAGAGAACUACAGCUCCUGGCCCCCGGAGGACCUGGCGCUGAGAGGGAGACGCAGGCACCGCCGCCCCUCUUUCCUCAAAGCGACCUGGGGCAACGAGCAGAUGCGCCAGCUGGACGAAUCCCAGUCGUCCCUGUCAAGCCAAUCACCUACCGCCCUGCCAGACCUGUUCCCGUGCAUUCUUACACCGACCACACCGGCGAAGGCCCACAACCCCGUCAACCUUCGAAACAACCUGUGCCUCCCACGGAACCAGGCCUACCUCCACAUACGGGAGGACCAGAGGAGGCCCAAUGGGCGUAAGGGCCAAAAGCUGCGCUACUCCCAUUCCGCCCACCUCCCCACGUACGGAGAAGCGGUGCGACACGGGGCUGGUUUGGGUCGGGGGAUGGUACGCAGAGCCACCAGCUUGCUCAGCAGACAGUACGCCCACUACCUGAACUCCUACCCUGGACUACCCCUCUACCACGGCCCCCUAGACCUGCAGCACCACAGCCAGGCCUCCAGCAGCCACCCGAGCCCAGUGUGCCAACUGCUGGCCUGUGGUGGCGGGAGAUGUGGAGGCCAGCGGGCUCUUCUGUACCAGGACAGUGUGUAUGGGGCUUAUGGGGUCUAUCAGGGAUCCCAGACUGGAUCAGAGGUCCUGGCAGGUCAGGGAGCAGGGGGCCAGCCUGCGGGGAGCCCCUGCGUUCUUCGUCCCUGGCGGCGGGUGUCCAGUCUAGAGUCUGAGGUCUAGAGAUGGAUACUGUGGAGGACAAGACUUAAUAUGAUCACUGUGGAGAACAGGAAGUGGUUAGAUUAAUGAAAAAAGUGGAGAAGUUCUGACUUGAAGUAAUUGUUGGUUUUCUAUGUGACUUUGUGUGGUACAGAAUAGAAGUUUGGGUCUGCAAAUUUCACAGAUGUUUAGGACUUUUUGAUGUAAACUACGGUAAGAUAAGGAGGAAAGGAAAGCUGGGAUCGGCAGGUUUUACUCACUUGCUACUUUCCUAUGACGCUUGUGUGUUUUCUGUGCUUUAAUGUGCACUAAGAUUUACAACAGUCCACGGUGUUGGCGCAUGGUUAAACUAUAACCAGAGUUUUCAUGCUGUGUGUGUUGUGUAUAUUUCGUCGUGGAUGGUCGGGGUGUCGUCGAGUAGAUGAACUGUUUACAGCCAAGGGGAGAAAUAGCGGAGAGAAAUAAGGGACUGUCUCUUUAAAUACAGCCACCAAAAACAAGCAGCCACUGUAGCAAGAUUUGUGAAGACAGCUGAAGAGUUUAAUUCCAAAAUAAAAGCAUUCAAUAUUAAAACACUUUGACUCCAGACACAGAAGAGCCGCAGUUUUUCUAGAAUAAAAUAAUCAUUUUGAGACAUCUGUUAAUGAAUUUCAGGUAACUUCUUUUCAAAGAUUUAUAAUGUUUUGGAGCUAAACCCUUCAGGUUGUCAUUUAGUGAUGAGUCAGAGGAAGCAGAGGUUUUGUGAAAGCAGUCCAUAUGAACACAAUCUGCAAAGCGAUGAAAGCAUUGGGACAGCACUGACCAGCACUAGGUGUCUUAAACCAUGGAUUCUUGUUCCUCACUGGGUCUCAGUACGAGGCUGCAGUACAGCACAACAUCACACAGGGCCUCACAAUAAAUCAAUUCUGCAUCUAUAUACUAUAUCGAUAUAGAGAAAAUGUGUUAUUUGAGGAUGGUUACAGUCAUAUUCAUGUAUUCUACAUAUGAUAGGAAUUUAUAGUCACUCUUAAAAAUUUUCUAAUCACACUUAUAGCACAUUUUUCUUUUUGUAAAGCUGUCGCCGAUUUACUUAAAUAUUUGUUAUUACUGUAUUAACUCUUAUAAGUUGGCCUAUAUUAAGAUUUUCAUCACUUUCUCAUGUCCACUCUUUUAUAUUCCCCUCAUCAUCCCUGUUUUCCCCACCUCCCCCCUCUUAACUGUUUAAUGAUCAAAUUUAAAUGAGGUAAUUGAAAGCUAUUCCAGUAUCUAUAUUACCUGCCUCCCUCACCCUGUAAUUAAUCACUUAGACCAAUUAAAGAGCCUUUUUGGAUGAACAUGCA
Messenger RNA from Centropristis striata (black sea bass), 5689 nucleotides. Its product is annotated as glutamate receptor ionotropic, NMDA 2C-like. The record is from RefSeq and is a predicted model, not a curated record. Gene Ontology annotation, molecular function: transmitter-gated monoatomic ion channel activity involved in regulation of postsynaptic membrane potential; NMDA glutamate receptor activity. The coding region runs from base 213 to 4391 and encodes 1392 amino acids. NCBI's taxonomy places the organism in Eukaryota, Metazoa, Chordata, Actinopteri, Perciformes, Serranidae. Gene Ontology annotation, biological process: synaptic transmission, glutamatergic; excitatory postsynaptic potential; long-term synaptic potentiation. Gene Ontology annotation, cellular component: postsynaptic membrane; plasma membrane; postsynaptic density membrane. The transcript has 16 exons.